This is a messenger RNA of Durusdinium trenchii, 767 nucleotides long. The record is from the annotation of a GenBank genome assembly. NCBI's taxonomy places the organism in Eukaryota, Dinophyceae, Suessiales, Symbiodiniaceae.
CUCAAGUGCAGAGCCAUCUUGUGCUUGAAGCGAUGGCGAAGCCGUCUGACAUCGUUGGAUGGUAUGAUUUAAGUUGGUCGGGAGGCAGCUUUCCGAUUUGCUUCAGACCGGCCGGAGUCUUCUUUUGUCCGAAGUUUCAACAACCUUCGAGGUGGGAGCUAGAAGGAGACAUUGUGAAGAUAGACUGGAAAAGAUUUGGAAAGUAUGAGUUGAAAUUUGAUGCAGAGACCAAGUCCAUGGAUGGGAAUGCAGUCCCAAAGUCCGAUGAUGAGAAGAACUGGCGCAAGGCCGCCUUUAGUCGGGAGCUAUCUCCGCUUGAGGUGCUGACGUUUCAAGAAGCAUAUAGCAACUUCACGGUCUCACUGGUUGAAGUGUCAAGCCUUCAGGCCCUCCUCCUGGGAGAUGGUGCUGGUUCAGAAUGGGAUUUUGAAUGGUCAGGAGGCAAAUUUCCAGUAAAGUUCAAGGCUGAUGGCUACAACCACUUCCAGUGUGAUGAAUUUCCAGCUCAUGCGCACUGGUCUUUGGAUGGAGACAAGCUGACAAUCAACUGGGCUGACUAUGGCACCUACGACAUGACGGUGAACAUUGCAGAAUCAACCAUGGAAGGAUGUAUGAGAGGGGGAGAAGCCAAAGACUGGCGAAAGGCCCAAUUUCUGCGCAAGCUAGUGGAUACCACAUCCGUGGCCUGUGAACAUCACUGACCAGCUAGCUCAGCAGAACUUGAGGGGUGGUUUUGUGCAAGACCCACGUGCGACACGAAAAAGGUG